GGGACAACACAGACUUGAAGCUAGUCCAUCUCUUCUGACAUUGGUCUGCUCGCGGGAUUCAUUCUAAUCUGAGGGGGUCGACUUCGAUCCAUCACUAUCGGUACAACAACAGGCAUCUUCAGCGUCCGAUUGUACUCGGCAGAAGUCGCAUAUCGUAUCAGGAUCACCUCGGCUGCAGCCCAGCCGUUACCUCACUCGAUCUCUCAGACAUAGAUCCUAUUCGAACCUGUCGGGCUCACCCUGGAAAAUAAGGCAAAGGCCGUUCAGUUGUUCAAGGUCACCUCGACAACGGUGUCACGAUGUCCAGCCCGUCAACGUCGAUAUCGGAGGAAGAGAUCAUGAAGAGCUCGGAGACGGCUCAAGCCUUGUACCACAAUCACCUAAUAAUGUCUGAAGUCUAUCGCUAUCUCGAUAGAUCGGACCUCUCACAGUGUCUCCUCGUCACAAAGACCGGCUACCACACGGCUGCCAAGGCAUUCUUUCAUACCUCAUCACAUGAAUCUUUCACCAAGAUGACGGCGAAGGGCUGCAGUUUCGAUCGACUCGCAGACUUGGCUCGUAUGGUUCGAGUGUUGACUUUACCAUGGUUAGCGAUAAUUCACCGCACCCCGGGCCAAUAUCAGAUCCAUCAUGGAGAAAUACUGUCCCAAUUUCCAUCGCUGGACGUAGUUCAGCUCUGUGGUCUUGGUUCGGGUCGACUCCACACGGUGGAAGAGAAACACGAAAUAGACGGUCGAGAACUGCUGGUGCAGUUUCCAGCUUACUACUUGACGUGCCUCUUCUCCAUUCCACCGAGCAAAUCGCUGUUUUUGGUUCCAGGAUCAACAAAAUGGAGCUCUAGAGCGCUCUCGUUCUCACCACAGUCCCGGGCUCACUGCCAAGAUGAAUUGGUAAAACAAGCGCUGGGCCAUCAGCUACCAAGACUUGAAUACUAUCCUAUGCCUCUGCCCCAAACUUCAAACAUUAUCUGUCCGGAUCGCAAAAUCGUCAGAUCCAGGAUCACCACAAUCGAAGACGCAAUUCUAUGACUGGAUCAACCGGGAGUCUGGAACUUUGCGAGAUAUUUCGCUUCAUAAUCCCAAUCUCGAUUGUCUGCCACGACUACAGGCGGUCAAGCGGGUCUUCUUCAGCUGCAAGGCGCUUUUGAAUGAACAGUGGAUGCGGGAGGAUAACUUCGUCGAUUGCCGUCCUCAAUCGGCGUCAUCAAUCGAGUCGCUGGUGCUUCGUCUCUCGGUUCCAAGGGACAAACCUCCUCCCAGCCCGCUCCUUGUGGCCAAACUGAUUCACCACUGCAUCACGA
Filobasidium floriforme is the source of this 1300-nucleotide messenger RNA. RefSeq lists its product as uncharacterized. NCBI's taxonomy places the organism in Eukaryota, Fungi, Basidiomycota, Tremellomycetes, Filobasidiales, Filobasidiaceae. The record is from RefSeq and is a predicted model, not a curated record. Bases 300 to 1028 code for a protein of 242 amino acids. The transcript has 3 exons.